GAUUAUCUAAAAAUAUGUCAAACUUUAAAGCCCCUCUUUCCCAAUCCGCCCCUCCUCCUCAUUAACCUGCAGUGUCUAUGAAGCAAAUCCACUCUCGAUCACAGGUAACAGUGUUGAGGAGUAUUACGUCACAGGCCGAAAGCAAUAAUAAGAGUGGUGGUUUAGCUGAUGGUAUUGAUUGGUUAGGUGCCGGCAGCUCCAGGUCCGCGACUGCGUUCCAACCCCGUCUCAACCCUUUCCCUCCCGUUUCACUCAACCUCCAUGCACCAGAAGGAGACGCAAGCGGGCGCUUGAGGGGGCUGUGACUGGGGGCUGCGAUUAUUUCGCACAGUUUCGCCACCAUGCGCACUGGGUGAACAGCUAGCUGGGCCCAGAGACCACUCCUAGUGUUGGUGCCUGAUGUGACACUACAGUUGUCCUACAAGUGAACUGUGCCGAAAUGACGAGAAGCAGGGGACACGUGUAGGUGCCCCAGGACAUGGGGCACAGCCGGGUGGUGUGGCCAGCCGUGCUGCUGGCCCUCGCCCUCCCCUGGGCUUCAGCUGGAUCGCCGGGGGCAGGAGGCAGCUACUUGGGCGACGUCAACAUAUCGGCAAUUCUCGACUCGUUCAGUGUCAGCUACGACAAAAGAGUAAGACCGAACUAUGGAGGUCCCCCCGUGGAAGUGGGAGUCACCAUGUACGUGUUGAGCAUCAGCUCGCUGUCCGAAGUGAAAAUGGAUUUCACGUUGGACUUUUACUUUCGUCAGUUCUGGACGGAUCCACGUCUGGCAUUCCGGAAACGGCCCGGAGUUGAAACCCUUUCGGUGGGAUCCGAAUUCAUCAAGAACAUUUGGGUUCCGGAUACAUUCUUCGUUAACGAAAAACAGUCGUACUUCCACAUCGCAACCACAUCAAAUGAAUUCAUCAGAAUCCAUCAUUCGGGAUCGAUAACACGUAGUAUUCGAUUAACAAUUACGGCGUCGUGUCCCAUGAAUCUUCAAUACUUUCCUAUGGAUCGUCAACUGUGCCAUAUAGAAAUAGAAAGUUUCGGGUACACAAUGAGAGAUAUCCGAUAUAAGUGGAACUCGGGAGUAAAGAGCGUCGGAAUAAGCAACGAAGUGGAGCUGCCACAGUUCCGGGUGCUGGGCCACAGGCAGAGGGCGACCGUAAUUAACCUGACCACAGGAAACUACUCACGCCUAGCAUGUGAAAUCCAAUUCGUUCGUUCUAUGGGUUACUACCUCAUUCAAAUCUACAUCCCGUCCGGCCUUAUCGUCAUCAUCUCCUGGGUUAGCUUUUGGCUGAAUCGUAACGCUACUCCUGCCAGAGUGGCUCUGGGGGUCACCACCGUAUUGACGAUGACCACGCUCAUGUCUUCGACUAACGCUGCUUUACCCAAGAUCUCUUACGUUAAAUCGAUCGACGUCUAUUUGGGAACAUGCUUCGUUAUGGUGUUCGCAAGCUUAUUAGAAUAUGCCACUGUCGGUUACAUGGCAAAACGUAUCCAAAUGCGAAAAAACCGCUUCCUGGCGAUCCAGAAGAUCGCCGAGCAGAAGAAGCUGAACGUGGACGGCGGCCCCGACAGCGACCAUGCCCCCAAGCAGACCGUGAGCCGCCCCAUCGGUCAUGAGGUGCGCUUCAAGGUGCACGAUCCCAAGGCCCACAGCAAAGGCGGCACCCUCGAGAGCACCGUGAACGGCGGCCGCGGGGGCGGCGGCGGCGGCGGCCCCGACGAGGAGGCGGCCGCCCCCAUCCCCCAGCACAUCAUCCAUCCCAACAAGGACAUCAACAAGCUGUACGGCAUCACGCCCUCGGACAUCGACAAGUACUCGCGAAUCGUGUUCCCCGUGUGCUUCGUGUGUUUUAACUUGAUGUACUGGAUUAUUUAUCUGCACAUCUCCGAUGUUGUAGCGGACGAUCUAGUGCUUCUGGAGGAGGAUAAGUAAACGAGCGCUUGAAAGGGAUUCAUAAACACUUGUACAUUUUUAAUACCGAAAUGAGGAACUGACAUACAUUCGAGUGGAUCCAUUCAGUAGGAGUAUCAACGACCAUAGAUUUAGACUCGCGUAGCUUCCACGGCGAGACGUCUUGUAUAUAGGACCUACAUCCGCUACCUUCUCAUCGGUAACUCAUUGUCACGUCUAGCAACACUUCCGUUAUUAUUACGACCUUUAUACUAUCAUAAUCAGCGAGCACCGAAAUUGUUACAACGAACAAACAAGUGUUUUCAACCAAAUUUCAAACACACGGCCAUAAAUUCCCAAAUAUAUCUCUAGACUACUCAAUUUUGUAGUUAAAUAAAAUUAAAAAAGUUUAUUAGGGAAAACAUGUAACAUGUUUUCAGUAUUUUAUUUCAAAGACACAAACUACUUGCGGUCAUUGUAAAAAUGUCCGACAUUUUAAAAAUAACCGAUUGUACCUACAUACAGGAUUGAACAAAAGUAUGCAACCAAGAGUUUUUUUUGCCUAAAUUGUAUACUUUACGACAAAAAUAAUUAGUAAAUUACAAACUUAGCUUAAAUGUGAUUGUUUCAAAAAAUAGAAUUUUUUGAAAUCUUUUUCAGUUUUUGAGUUAUGCAUUUUUUUAAUGGCACCCAAUUACAACGACUUUUUUGGUUAAAAAUCCAUACUUUAAAAUGACUUCUAAUUCAAUAAUAUUUUCUUUAAAUCAGUGUUGCGAGCUCAUUACGGUAAGAUUUUUCAAACUUGACCGAAUUUGUAAUUUGCGAAAAAUUUCGAAUCACUGAAAAAAAUUCACUGAAUUAAUAAAUUGUGAUUUGAUACGCUGUCACUGCAUGAAACAUAUUUUCGGUCAAAUGUGGAAUAUCUUCGUGGUGAAUUUGAAGCAAAAUUUUUUUUCAAUAAUGUAUUUAAAAAAAAUGCUUGUUUGAAUACAAUAUUAUUGAGAAAAAAAUUGUUGAUGGAUGGUGCUAUUUAAAAAAAAAUUGCUAAACAUAAAAAAAAAAUUCGAAAAAUUUUACUUCUGACAAAUGAUCACAUUUCUAAGGUACAUCAUAAUGUAUUAAUUAGUUUUUUUAUAAAGUGAAUAGUUAAGGCAGACAAAAAACGCUUAGUUCCAUGCUUUUCCCAACUCAAUAAUAAACAUAAUUCAAUUGUACGAGAUUUUUGAAUUAGAAAUAGCAUACUUUUUGGCGAGGUUUCUUAGGCAAAAUCUGAAAAUAGAGUCAUUUUUGCUCGUUCCGAGAGAUUAAUAACUAGCUUUACUUCCAAUAUUCCAAUUUACGAGCCACAUACUUACUUAUUUUGUAAAAUUUCGACCAAAAAAACAUUAAACUAGAUUGAAAUUGUCGUCGUUUUAAGCCAGUUUUGUUAAAACAAGUCAAACAAUUAUCAGACUGGAUAAAAAAUGGUGUUUAAACGCAUUUUAAAGUAGAAAAAAUUGGUUUCUUUGCAAGAUUUUGCCAAAAAAUUACUAAACUAGUUCAAAUUUGAAAUUUGAACAAAAAUUUCAUGAAAGCAAAUAAGAAAGUCUCAAAACUAAGCUGAAAAUAUUGUUACUGUAUCCUCCUUUGUAUAAUUUAGUUCGUCUAGUUUUAAACAAAAAUAAAAUUUUCUUGCACAAAUUUGCACAAACAAGACGCAAAAACUUUAACUUAUUUCAUAUUUAUGUCUUUUUUACCGUUUUAGAACAUUUUUGAAAUUUAAAAAUCUGAAAAAAAAAGGUCAACAACUAAUUCAUAGCCUGCUUUAUUCGUUUUAAAGCAAAAUUAUCUCUAAAUAAGCCGCAAACUAGAAAAAAAUCAAAUUUUAAGACGUUUGUAAGCUGAAAAGUUCAGUUCGAACUAUUUGAUCAAUACAACGGAACUAAAGUAAUUUUAAUUUCGACACAAAAUGAAUUUCCCAAAUAGCCACUUUUUUCAAAAUUUCGUCAAAGCAAACCGAAAAAAAACAUAACCAAACCAAAUUAGGCUAAAAAUUUUGCAAAUUUUUUUUUUCACAAAUAGAUCCAGUGUUAAACUCAAAAAGAUUUUAAAAUUGGAUUAAAAACCGUUGGCAUUUUGUUAUUUCGUGCAGAAUUCGUUUUUAAGCAGAAUCUCACAAUUACAUAGUAAACGAAAUAAAUGAAAUUGUUUCUAAAAUAAAAUAUUAGUUUUUCGGAAAAUUUGAACAAGAAAAGAUUAAAAAAAAACGAAGUGAAAAAUCAGAUUUGUCAAAAUAAGUUGAAAAAGCAAACCACGUAGAAAAUUGUGUUAAAGGACGUGAAAAAAAAUUUGUGAUAAUGUAAUAUUACCAAAUUUAAAAAAAACUGCUGUUAUUCUGUUCUUUUUUCUAAACUUGGUUUGUUUGUAAACAAGAAAAUUCUCCAAACUGAGUCAUUUUAUUGAACGUAAAAAAACACAGCGUGACAAAAAAAUACUGAACAUUGUAAACAACUUUUAACUUUUCUAAGCGCCUGAGCACGUUUUGAAAAUAAAUUCCCAGUUUCGCUUGAUUUUUGAGCAAAAUGUUGCCAAAACAUAGUGAGAAAUCACCAAACUGGUGUUAUUUAUUACAAAAUAAGAUACAAAACAAAUUUAUUCCCUAAAUAAAAACAGUUGAUUUAUAAUAGUAAAAUAGUCAAUUAUAAUUGACAAUAUUACAAAUAGUAACUACGAAUGUAUGAGAAUUCUACGUUCAAAUAAAUUUAUUGCUCUACUGAAUAUAAUUAGACUACGUAAUAUAAGUUUUAUUUUUCUUACAUCAUCUCAAUGAAACUGAAGAGAUAAUCAAUUUUAUUGAGUGAAAACACAGAUCAGCAGUUAAAAGUCAAUAAUUUCUUGUAAACAUUAGAAAUCAAAAAAAAAUGUAAUAAUAGCCCACUUUCUACGCAAAAUUGAAUCAUUACCUCACAGUUCAGUUUUUACCCCAAUUUGAAUAUUUGUAUCCAAGUUUAAAUGAGUUGAAAGAACGAUUGAUUUAUUUUUCUAUAAACAAAGUUACAAUUGAAUCAAAUGAAAAAAACAUCAUUACCACUUUUGACGUUUUUUGCUCGUAUCUCAAAGACAAAACAUGUAACGAAAAAAAUCGCAAUAUCAAAAUUAAAAUCGACAUAAUUCGCUACAAAAAAGUGGUUGUACAUUUUCUGUAUCUGAAACAGUUCUCGAGAUAUCGCUAUAAAAAAAUAAAGAAAAAUUAUCCCGGCGCAUCCACCAUUUUAGGCAGUGCCGUUUUGCGUUAUUUUAAUUUUAUUUUUCUUACAUCGUCUCAAUGAAACUAAAGAAAUAAUCAUUUUAAUGAGUGAAAACACAGAUCAGCACUUAAAAGUCAAUAAUUUCUUGUAAAAAUUAGAAAUGAAGAAAAUGUAAUAAUUGCCCACUUUCUACGCAAAAUUAAAUCAUUACAUCACAAUUCAGUUUUUACCCCAAUUUGAAUAUUUGUAUCUAAGUUUAAAUGAGUUGAAAAAACGAUUGAUUUAUUUUUCUAUAAACAAUCAAAUCAACGAAAAAACGAAAAAAAUCGCAAUAUCAAAAUUACAAUCGACAAAAUUCGCUACAAAACAGUGGCUGUACAUUUUCUGUAUCUUAAACAGUUCUCGAGAUAUUGCUAUAAAAAAGUAAAGAAAAAUUAUCCCGGCGCAUCCACCAUUUUUGGCAGUGUUGUUUUGCGCUAUUUCGUUCAUAUCUCGAAGACAAUACUUGUUACAAAAAAACGCAAUCAAUAAAAAUAAAGCCGCGAAAAUUUGCUACAAAACGGUUGUUCCACUUUUUUGGAUUUUUGCAAAAUUCAGUAGUCCAGCGAUAGACAAAAAAUAGUAGCGUUUCAAAAUCUAGGUAUGAAAUUUGGUUGAAAAGUUCCGUUUAAUCGUUGCGUCAAUUUCCGUGCCGCCAAGUACAUAUAUAAGUUAAAUUGUAUAAGUUAUUCUAUGCGUAAAAAGAGUUUAAUUAUCGUUACAUCUAGUCGCAGGUAGUCUAGUUGAGUUAAAAACUUUAUUUAUCUUUGUACAUAUAACAACGCAACCAAAACCCAUAAGAUAGUCGUUCCUGUUUUAUAUUCUUCGCGCACAGAGCCCAAGAAAAAUGCAUUUAGUGUGUAGUCCGCACGCGAAAAACCCGCACCCCAAACAGGAGACGAACUCCUUCAGGGAUCCACGCAUAUACUAUGCAGAAGCCGUUGGAAGAAAGCGGCGAAACGAAAUUCUAAAAAAUGUAAAAUAAAUAUAAUUAUAUACAAAUAUUAUAUUAUACAUAAAUGAAAAAAAACUUAGAUAGGACACGCGCUCGUAGUCAACUUGAUACCAUACCUAGAUGACACUGACUGUACAUAAUAUAUAAAUAACUAGACCCAUGAUUAUAUAUUAUAAAUAAUGGUAUAUACGCAUUUAGCAUAAUUGCGAGCGCGUCGGAUCAGCACAGAUUGAACAACAGACGAAAACUGCGUCGCUCUGGGCGUCCUCUUCGUGGCAAAGCGCAGCGCGCGUCUGUAAAUAACUCCCAGUGAAUUAAGCGAAACAUUUCCCCGACAACGUACACACACUCCACCAGUAUUUAUAAACGAGUUGUAGCACCACAGCGCACAGAGCAAGAGUCUGAAGUUACGGAGCAAUACUUAAUAACAGAGUAAACUUCCUUCUUAUGAAAUCGACACCGCAUCCUGCACCCACCAGCGAGCGCACCGGAAACUGACGACGACGCUUCGUGUGAUCGAGUGGAUGAUGAUGAUGAUGCGGCCGCCAACCAACAACACUUUUCAAAUACGAUCGAACGAACGAAUUUAGAAUUUGCCAGUGUCAGUGACGGCGAGCUCGUUGAGGGCAGGGGGCGCGCGGACUCCAUGGAGGGCUCGGGCUCCGUGCACUCCCUCACCCGCACUGCGAGCGACUAUUGCUCACUAUUGAAUAUUCUAAAUGAUAAGAAAGAGUUGUAUGUACUAUAUUUGAAACAUUCCAAUUAUUUAUUAACUACGUAUUGCGUAGGUAUAUACUGUUUGGCGUUUUUAUUUGAAUAAAAAAAAUUUUAAUGAAA
Molecule: messenger RNA, 6943 nt
Organism: Tribolium castaneum (red flour beetle)
Lineage: Eukaryota; Metazoa; Arthropoda; Insecta; Coleoptera; Tenebrionidae
Gene: Rdl
Product: Resistant to dieldrin
Exons: 9
Coding region: 479-1927 (482 amino acids)
Biological process (GO): signal transduction; chloride transmembrane transport; regulation of membrane potential
Cellular component (GO): GABA-A receptor complex; synapse; neuron projection
Molecular function (GO): GABA-A receptor activity; neurotransmitter receptor activity; extracellular ligand-gated monoatomic ion channel activity
Source: RefSeq, a predicted model, not a curated record